Molecule: messenger RNA, 2652 nt
Organism: Kickxella alabastrina
Lineage: Eukaryota; Fungi; Kickxellomycota; Kickxellomycetes; Kickxellales; Kickxellaceae
Exons: 3
Coding region: 67-2652 (861 amino acids)
Source: RefSeq, a predicted model, not a curated record
UUUUUGUCCUUUUCAUUUUUCCCGCCGUACUUCAAUUCCGACGCUGAUUGUAAAUUCAAGUUUUCAAUGCUUGAGGAGACGCCAGCCAGCAAGCGACCACGGCUCCAGCACAGCAGCAGUGACAACGACGGCGAUAUCGUUGACAGCAGUACAAAAGGCGCCAAAAGCAUCGGUGGCCGCUGCCGGCCAGCCGCGCUCGCGCUAAUGUUCGAAGCAGUGCACUCCAACACAGCGGUGGUGACCCAGGCAUCGGACCGUCCGCUCAAUCUGCUUUUAACCGACGCAUCAACACGCGAGUACAUUGAGCCAGAGCUCCACGACUGCCGCGUGCGCUGCGUGUUAGACAGCGCCGACGCACGCGCCAUCGUUUACCGCGCCAAGCGCAUGCAGGCCAAAUUGGACGCGCACCUGCACAAUGACCGCGCACAGUUUAUUCACGUGUUUCAACAGCGGAUGCAGCGGCUGCAGGAAUCAGGGCAGUUUAACGCGGCCGAUAUGCAGGUACUGCGGAGCCACUUUGCCGUUCUCGAGGGCAACCAGCAGCAGCCAGAGGCAGACUCUGAGGGCGCAGCAUCAGUGGCGGCAGCAGCAGCAGCAGCCGGCGAUGUGGUGGCUGCGGUUGUGCGACUGAAAGCGAGUUUUGCGCUGCCGGCUAAUUUUGUCGACGCACCCGAGACACACGCGUUAUUCCAUGCACUGUUCGCUGCUGCUGGCGCCUCGAUGCAGGCUGGCCGGCCGCAGUCUUUGCCUUUGCCAUUGUUGACGCGCGCCUCGUACGCGUCCGCAUUGGACGACGCGCUGCGCGACGCGCAACUACGCACCUGCCGCCGCAUCUCCAAGCAUAUAGCGGACGGCGGCGCCACGCUGCUGCUGCAUGGGCGGCGGAUACGCGGCGGCCCACGAGGCAUUGUGCGGAUUUCCAUUGGCGUGCGGCGCCAAGCGCUGCUGCUGGACUGGGCCGUGGCCGGCGACGCAGCGGAUGCCGCCGCGCAAGUAAUUGGCGCAGUCGCACGGCUCAGUGAUAUCGCAGCAGGCAGAGGGCAGAGGGGUUCCGGCUCGGCUCGGCUGAUCGGCGUUGUGGCGGCGGGCAACUGGCCGCUGAUCGCUGAUGUGCGGCGGCGCGUAGCUGCAUAUUUGGGCUGCGCGUGGCAUGCGGCGUGUGCGAUGCAGCAGAUCGACGUGUUGGCCUAUGGGCUGCUGCACGCGCGGCGCGCAGGAAUUGGCUCAAAUAGCCGCGCGCUUGAGCAGGCGGCCGCGGCCAUUGCGGCAGACCCGGCGGCGCACGCACUGUGGCUGGCACACGGCCACCGACCGCUCAACAGCGGUGCUCGGACCGGUGGCAGAGUGGCUGGGCUGCUGGCAACAUUCCAACGUAUGGUAAGGGUGGAUUAUGGGCUUUUACAGCGGCUGCGUGCGCUGGUCGGGGAGGCGGCAUAUGUGCAUUUUGAUUGUUUGCUGGACCGCUUGCGUGCGCCGAUGUUUCUGGCGCUGGUGCAGGCGCUGCGGCUGCUUGGACAUUGCGCCCGAGUGCUUGGGCAGGCGCCGUUGCUGCCGGAUGCUGCGCUGCUAUUGGCGCGGCUCGAGGUGACGCUUGAGUUGCUCGCUGCACCUGCGCAUUCCGCUUCUAAUGCUGAUGCUGCGCCAGUGUCCGAUGAGCUACGCGCUGUGGCCGGCCACUUGCUGGCGCAUCUCCGCCGCUGGUUGGCCGAGUCCAAUAAGCAGCAGCAGCAGCAGCAGCAGUGGCAAUGCUUUGACAUGCCUCAUCCUGGCGCACUCGCUAUCACUCUUAUCGACACUGCGCGUACCCUGUGGUGCAUACUGCAGACAGCAGAAAAUGAUUCAACUGCGUUCUCGACGCCUGAGCUGUACAUGCAUUGGGACGCUUCCCGCGCGGCACUCGGGCAUGUGCGCCAGACCAGUGCUGAGGAUCUGCCGGCAGACUUUGCCAUGCGCCGUAUUUUUGACCUUUCAGGGUUGGCAUCUGCCGACCGCAGUCACCAUUACCAGCCGUUUGUUUCUGUGGCUGCUGCAUUAUGCGAUGCCAUGGCCUGUGUCCCUGGGAUGCACUGGGAUGAUUCCUGGGAUGACUGUGCUGUCGAUGAGAUGCGAUACCGAGAGUUACUUUUGGUCGCCCUGAUGGAUGCUUUUGACUCGACUGGUGAUCUGGGGUUGGAGGUGCCGCCGCUGAUCCUGCCAGUUGUGUCAGUUGCUGAGCACCAGCGCAAAUUGAUUUCAUCCUGUGUGGAUCUGAAUGUCUUGGCCGAAGGUGAUCCUGAUAAUGCUGAUUUGGAUUUGGAUUCGGAUUCUGCUCAGCCAACUCUUGCUGCUGAACCAUUCCAUGCCACUGAGCUGAUUCACACUAAAGAGGCAGGGAGUAUAGCGAAUGCUGCUGCUGCCAACAGUAGUUCCGCGUAUGACGCCACGGAUGUUAUUGCUACAUGGCCUGCAGACGAUGGCAAUGACGAUGGCAGUGGCGAUGGCAAUGACGAUAACAUUGACAAUUCUAUCGAGACUGACUCCAUCAAUGCUGAUGCUGCCAGUGCUGCCAACGAUGAUCGGUCGCUGGACGACCAGCAGUCCCUGGACAACCAACGGUCCCUGCUGCUAUGCUAUUUUAAUCGCGAUCGCCUGCAAUCGCUGGUCCAAAUUUAA